Molecule: messenger RNA, 375 nt
Organism: Tinamus guttatus (white-throated tinamou)
Lineage: Eukaryota; Metazoa; Chordata; Aves; Tinamiformes; Tinamidae
Gene: UTS2
Product: urotensin 2
Biological process (GO): blood vessel diameter maintenance; regulation of blood pressure
Cellular component (GO): extracellular region
Molecular function (GO): hormone activity
Source: RefSeq, a predicted model, not a curated record
AUGCAUAAGCUGGUAUUCUGCUGUCUCAUUAUCAUCAGCUUCUCCUGUCCUCUCUUAUCUGUUCCCAUCAUCAACACCAGUGAGAUGUCUUACCAGCUCUCAGACAAUGAAGAUUCCAGGUUGAAUCUGGAGAGGGCUGGUAGCCCAGGGAGCACUUCCCUGCUUCAGUUCCUAGCAGAGCUCCUGGGCACACCAGCUGAAGACAACAAAGCAGGCCUUAGUCGCAGCAGCCACAGCCCAGGAGAAGAUAUCAAAGAGAUUUUCUACGGAAGCCACCCUCGAAUUGCUUUGCUGGGCCGCUUGUUGACCAAGGACAGGAAACAGUACAAGAAACGUGGGAAUCUCUCCGAGUGCUUCUGGAAAUACUGUGUGUAA